AUCACUGUGCGACGCACAUGUCGGUUUGAAAGUGCAAGCUGCCAUUUUUUCGAUGAGCAUUUUUUUUUAAUUAGUUCAGGCUUCCAAAGCUAAAGUGCAAUUUUUCACUUCAUAUUAACGUGAAAUUUUCUUUUAAAUACAGCAGCGAGAAGUGAAUUUGUUUAACUGGGAGGUAUUUAAAAGCCUAGAUUAUUUUCGAUUUGGGUCUCCGCGCGGAGGCUGCUUAGCUUGUUCUGCUAACGUUAGCAAGCACUGUAAACAAACAAGAAUAGGCUCCCUGGAGAUCUACUCAGAAGUUUCGUUACGGAGGUUGUUUACAGGAGGAAGUUUCAUGCUGCAUAUGUCUAAAUCAAUCAAGACAACUUCAGUUUGAUGAGCGUGCGACUUUCUUCGGAGCAGUGCGGAGCUCCGUAGCUUUUUAUUUGAGAGGGUCGAGGCCAGUUGUAGAGCGAGCAGGGACACUCGUCGGCAUACCAUGUCGUCCUUCUCCGAGUCGGCAUUGGAGAAGAAACUGUCGGAGCUGAGCAGCUCGCAGCAGAGCGUCCAGACGCUGUCCCUGUGGAUCAUCCACCACCGCAAACACUCGGGUCUCAUCGUCAAAGUGUGGCACCGAGAACUGAAGAAAGCUAAAAGCAACCGGAAGCUGACUUUUCUUUAUCUGGCAAAUGAUGUUAUCCAAAACAGCAAGAAGAAAGGACCAGAAUUUACCAAAGACUUUGAGUCUGUACUCGUGGAUGCAUGCUCCCAUGUUGCCAGAGAAGCAGAUGAAAACUGCAAAAGGCCCAUGGAAAGACUUCUAAACAUCUGGAAGGAGAGGAGCCUUUACAGAAGUGAUUUCAUUCAGCAGCUCAAGCUUGCCAUAGAGGACUCGAACAGCCCCAGGCCCUCAGAGGAUAAGAGAGCAGUGAAACGAAGCUAUCAGAAGAUCCAGGAAGACGAUGAAGACGAUGAUGACGACUAUAGAAGUCACAACUCUCCGCGAAGCACAGAGGCAUCUGCCACUCAGCUGACAGAGGAGCUGGUAAAGGCCUUACAGGACUUGGAGAACGCUGCUUCAGGUGAUGCAGCCGUGCGUCAGAAGAUCGCCUCGCUGCCACAGGAGGUUCAAGACGUUUCUCUGCUGGAAAAGAUUACAGACAAGGAAGCAGCAGACAAGCUUUCGAAGACGGUGGAUGAAGCCUGUCUGCUGCUGGCUGAGUACAAUGGUAGGCUGGCUGCAGAGCUGGAGGACCGCAGGCAGCUGGCGCGAAUGCUGACGGAAUAUAUCGGCAGCCAGAAGGAGGCGCUCAUGGAGAGAGAGAAGAAACUAGAGGAAUAUAAGCAGAAACUAGCGCGGGUGACCCAGGUGAGAAAAGAGCUGAAAUCUCACAUCCAGAGUCUCCCGGAUCUGUCGCUUCUACCUAAUGUGACCGGGGGUCUAGCUCCGCUCCCCUCAGCCGGAGACCUCUUCUCCACCGACUGAGGGGCCUUCUGUCCCAUUAAACUUCCAGUGUGGCCCUACCUAAGUCAGAACCUUGUUUGACUCCCAGCUGUACUUCCAUCCCAAAAGACACGUGUUGGAAGAACAGCUGCUGCCCCCCCCUAGUAUCUGGAACCAGCCGUCAGGAGGAAGGGACAUUUUAUAAUAGGUUUUUGUUUAAUAAAAAAAAAAAAAGCUCUGACAAGGAGAAAUGAGACUCUUUACAUCUGGAUUCAUUAAAAAGGAUUCUAACCCACCAGCCUGGAAGAUUGUUUCCUGAUUGAUUUUAUUUCUUUUAAAUGUAGGUUUUGAGAAAAGGUCUCUUUUGUGAUCAAGCCUUUAGUGAACAAAGGAGGGCGUUUUGUUCUUUUGGAUGGUUUUAAGUUCUGACUUCAUCACAAAGAGGAUUACCUGUUAGCGUUGUUUGUGUCCGUUAUUUGGUAGCUUUUUCAACACAGUCAGAAUGGGCCUUUUUCCCCCUUUCAGCUGUAGAAAAAUGUCAAGUUUAUUUGCUUUUAGGUUGUUUUAAGAGCUGUUACUCAGUACAAUCAGUCACCUAAACACCUGAAGAAACCACAUUUAUGGAUGUUUUUAAGUCAACAGAUAAACUGAUGUGUUGUGCUCACUUGCAAAAAAUGGAAAAUUAAUUUUUAUGAUAAGGACAGGUAUGCAGAUAACUUUUUGGCCUUUGGUGGAGAAGCUUGAAAUAUCGAGAUGAUGUUCUUGACUAGAACAAUUUGAACCGGUGAUUAUUUCAGAAUGGUGUGCGGUUUUAUGAAACAAGUGUUUGAAACUGAAACUCAAGAGUAAAAGACCUGAAAAUGACAAUUAUGAUGUUAAACUCAAGGUCAAUACUCUUUAGGAGGAAAAUAUGAAGCACAGCAAAAGUAUUACAAUUGACUUCUUUAAUUACAGCAAAUGUUGUUGAUAGAAAACAAACCAUGUUUGGCUGGAAUGUCGUUUUUCCUACAAAAAAUUGAAAAGCUUUUCAUUUGCAUUUAAAGCCAUGAAAAUUGUGAGUAGCCAUUUUUAUUUGAAUGGAUGAUUAUUGAAUCUCAGGUUUCCAUGUUUAAGGAAGUAAUGCAAUUAAAAGUUUAACAGCUGUA
Messenger RNA from Oryzias latipes (Japanese medaka), 2565 nucleotides. RefSeq names its product regulation of nuclear pre-mRNA domain containing 1B (gene rprd1b). NCBI's taxonomy places the organism in Eukaryota, Metazoa, Chordata, Actinopteri, Beloniformes, Adrianichthyidae. Gene Ontology annotation, biological process: mRNA 3'-end processing. The record is from RefSeq and is a predicted model, not a curated record. Gene Ontology annotation, molecular function: RNA polymerase II complex binding.